GGUGAGUCAGACACUCACUGUGGUGGGGGCAGAGAACACUUGAUGAGCACAGCAGUACCUGCUUUACAUAGAGAGUUGAGGAACCGACAGUCAAAACACAGACCAGAGCAGAAGUAUGAAGUUGAACACAGCUUUGAGUAUUGCAGGAACCAUACUUCUCAACAUAGCAGGUACUCUUUGUCAGUUAGAUGUAUGUGGUCAAGCCCCCCUCAACAACAAGAUUGUUGGAGGACAGGAUGCAACGACAGGGUCUUGGCCGUGGCAAGUCAGUCUUCAAAGCGCCAGUACUGGAGGCCAUUUUUGUGGUGGGAGUCUAAUCAAUAAAGACUGGGUUUUGUCUGCAGCUCACUGCUUCCAGAGCUCACUGGGCACCAUUUACAUCUACCUGGGACGUCAGAGUCAGUCGGGCUCAAACCCUUCUGAAACUUACAGGACAGCAGACAGAGUCAUCAACCAUCCUAACUAUGAUAGUACUAACAAUGACAACGACAUAGCACUGCUCCAGCUCUCUUCUUCUGUGAGUUUCUCCAAUUAUAUUAGGCCAGUCUGUCUGGCAGCUGCUGGUAGCAAAGUUGCUGCAGGUACAGACAGCUGGGUCACUGGCUGGGGAACGCUACAGUCUGGAGGCCAGGUUGCUAAUAUACUGCAGGAGGUGAUGAUACCAAUUGUCAGCAACAGUGACUGUGAUGAUGCUUAUGGAGGGAGCAUCACAAGCAAUAUGAUUUGUGCUGGAUUGUUAAAUCAGGGUGGAAAAGAUGCAUGUCAGGGAGACUCAGGAGGCCCACUGGUUAUUAAGAACAGCUCCCUGUGGAUUCAGCCUGGCAUUGUGAGUUUUGGUAUUGGAUGUGCUGACCCCAGAUAUCCCGGUGUGUACGCCAGAGUCUCUGAGUACCAGGAUUGGAUCAACUCUUACAUGGGCAGCAACCCACCUGGAUUUGUCGAAUUUAACAACAAUGGAUUCAGAAGCUCACCCAACCUCCUUUUAUUUGCCAUUUCUCUCACCUUCUCCAUUAUUCCUUCCAUAUGCUCCCUAUAUCUCUCUUCGUAGAGAUCAUUUGAAUGAGAGUUCUCAGAGCACUUUGAUUAAGAGGACAAUUGUGCUGUGCAAGUUUUCAUAAAUAUGCGAAGAAAGUAGGUGCACAGUUAUAUUGUCGUUUAUUCUUUAUCUUUUUAAAAAAUGUAGUAUUCUUGGAAAGCUACUUUUACUUUUAUUUAUUGCACAUUAAUGAAGUUCAGCAAGCUUUUACCUUCAGAAUGUUUACAUAAUGAGGGUGGAGUUUGUCAUAUUUGGCCUGAAUAUGAGACAAAUUAUAAUGCAUAGAAUAAUUAUUCUCUAAACUAUUGAAUUUUUAUCACUGGUUGUAUUUCUUUGCAAAUGCACUGCAGCCAAUUUUGUAUUAAAGUUUUAUUUUAUUUACAGUA
Labeo rohita (rohu) is the source of this 1422-nucleotide messenger RNA. RefSeq names its product trypsin-2-like. Gene Ontology annotation, biological process: proteolysis. Gene Ontology annotation, molecular function: serine-type endopeptidase activity. The coding region runs from base 116 to 1048 and encodes 310 amino acids. NCBI's taxonomy places the organism in Eukaryota, Metazoa, Chordata, Actinopteri, Cypriniformes, Cyprinidae. The transcript has 6 exons. The record is from RefSeq and is a predicted model, not a curated record.